This is a messenger RNA of Knipowitschia caucasica, 3972 nucleotides long. Lineage: Eukaryota; Metazoa; Chordata; Actinopteri; Gobiiformes; Gobiidae. The record is from the annotation of a GenBank genome assembly.
AUGGACGCGCAGGACAGGAGCCGAUCCCCGUCCCGCCGCACCAGUCGCGUGGAGCAGGUGGUGGGGCGAUGGCUCCGACGCUCCAGGGACCUCGGGAGCCGCUCUCACUCUGCGGGCAGAGACAGGAGUACGUCGGAGGAGAAGGCGUCCCAGUCCAGCGCCUCGGACCAAAGAAGUUACGCCUUCCGCUUUAGCAUCCAGCUGCAGAGAGACCCCGGCUUCUGCUCGCACGGCCUCACGCUCUCCUCGCACUCCCCCAUUGUGGUGCAGGACAUCACCCCUGGUGGUCCCGCAGAUGGCCGCCUCGUCCCUGGAGAUCGCCUGGUGAAGAUCAAUAACGUCUGCGCCGAUGAUCUGACCGCCGCGCAGGCCGCCGAAAUCAUCAGGGAGUGCCACAAUACGUUGACGAUGACGGUGCUGCGGACGAUGCUGGGGCCAAAGUCGUCGUUCAUCACUCCAGAGAGAAAGACCAAACUGAAGUGUAACCCGGUGAAAGUGCACUUCGCUGAAGAGGUGGAGGUCAAUGGACAGUCUCAGGGCAACUCGCUGCUCUUUCUGCCCAACGUCCUCAAGGUUUAUCUGGAGAAUGGACAGACCAAGGCCUUCAAAUUUGAACCAAACACCACCGUGAAGGACAUCGUGCUGACAUUGAAGGAGAAACUGUCUCUGGUCAGAAUAGAACACUUCUCUUUAGUGCUGGAGCAACAGCCUGGUGUCACCAAACUGCUGCACCUCCAUGAAGACGAGCGCAUACAGCAGAUUGUGCAGAGGAAAGAACCGCACGAUUAUCGAUGUUUGUUUCGAGCCUGUUUUGUUCCCAGGGACCCACAGCUUCUGCUGGAAGACGACCCCACUGCCUUUGAGUACCUCUUUCUGCAGGGAGUGAAUGAUGUGCUGCAGGAGCGCUUUGCAGUGGAGAUGAAGUGUAACACGGCUUUACGACUGGCAGCUUUGCACAUUCAGGAACGUCUGGCCAGCAGCGGAUACUCCCCGAAGACCAACCUCAAGACAAUCACUAAAACCUGGGGCAUAGAGAGCUUUGUGUCCACUACAUUAUUGCGAAACAUGAAGGAGAAAGAUUUGAAGAAAGCCAUCAACUAUCACUUGAAGAAGAGCCUGUCGCUACAAGACCCCAAACUGAAGACCUCCUCAGUGGAUCAGGCCCGGUUCAAUUAUCUGGAAGAACUCUGCGACCUCAAGUCAUUUGGGGGGAAAGCCUUUAGCGCUACAUUGAUGCUGCAGGACCGGGAAUCCACUGUUAACCUUUUGGUCGGAGCUCGCUACGGCGUGAGCCAAGUGGUCAACAGAAAACUCAGCAUCAUGACCGCCCUCACCGACUUCGACAGCAUCUCGCGCGUUGAACUGGUGCCCGAGUCCGAUCGCGUCAGCCUGGUCAAAAUAUACGUGCAGGACAUCAAGCCCAUCACGCUGCUGCUGGAGACGGCUGCGGCUAAAGACAUAUCCUGCCUGGUCGCGGGGUAUUGUCGAGUGUUCAUCGACCCCAACAUCAAUGUGUUUCCCUGGACGGAGGACAGCAAGAAGCACAAAAUAUCGGCAGAAGAAGGUUACGUGUCGCGAUGUGGCAGCGACUCUGACAGCUCCACAGACAUUGACCUCAUGAACACGGUGACCUCCCCACGCAGCCGUGCUUCCUUUGACGCCUAUGGGAUCCGGCGAAAGGAGAGAGUGAAGAGAAAGAAGAGAGAGGGAAAGGAGAAGCUGGAAAAAACCCUGGAGGAGCCGAAGGAGGCAGAAGCAGAGAGGGUAGCAUCGGAAACUCCUGGAGAAGCCACAGAGAAGGGGCGGGAGAUGGAUGUAGGGGCGGAGCACCAAUCAGAAGCCUCCGACUCUUACCAAGUUUUGACCAGCUUGUCUUGCGAUUCUCUGGACGCGUUGGAAGAAGACGACUUGUUAACUUGCUCCUCCCAGAUUGUCCUGCCUCAACUGCACCACUACACCCCCGCCCAAAAUGAGCCCAACCUUCUUGCACUACCGCCCGCCCAUUCACACCCGCUGUUGUUCCCGAACGCGAUGGAAGACAGUAGGAAAUCUGGAGAUGGCGCCGAUCCGCAAAUUCUCACACCGCCCAUGUCUCCGUCCUCAACCUACGGCCAUGGGUGUAGCGAGGAUUCUUCGAUGCGUUACGCUGACUUGUCCCGGCUGGUGGAUUUUCUCCCGAGUCCUCCAGAGGCAAGCGAGGAUGAUGAGGAUGUAGAGGAAGACUUGAGAAAGAGGCGGGAGAAGUUAAAGAGGGAAAGCGGCUGUAAGGAUAAGCCAGCUCCCGGGUCAACGUCCUCCCAAACAUCCAACGCGGAAUACGUUUUUAACUUUGACCAAAAUGAUGCGCGGUGUUAUUACAACCUGGUCUCCAACAUCACCCCGGACAGCGCUCGGAGCGUGUCCCAAAAAGGAAGCACGAGGGGUUCUGAGGGAGAUUCAGCCUCGAAUCAGGUUCCAAUCCUUCAGCCUCCCCCCGGAUUUGGAGACAGUAGCUCAGAUGAGGAGUUCUUCGAUGCGAGAGAUCAGCUUGCUUCACCUGAAGAUCCAAACAUAGCAACAGCAAAAAGAGAUGCGUCCAGAAUCAGUGGCGGGGCUGAGGCUGGUUAUGUUCCUAUUGAAGGAUCAGAGAAAAAGGCUGGCUUCAGAGCGGGCGGAGAGAGACUGUCUCAACUACGGAAACGUUCCCGGAAACGGCGCUCAUAUCUAGAGACAGACUUCACCUCCACCGUGUCCUUCCCCGAGCGCAACGAAAGCCCAAAGCAACAUCGUAAAAACCUCUCCGUGGGAUUAUUUGACCCACAGAUGCUGAGUGCAGACCCUGAACCUUCUGAGCAAACCCAAAAUCCAAGUCCAACCGUGUCCUCGCUGACCCAUUCAGAAGGAGAACCGUCGCAACUGGAGUCCAAACCCAUUCUGCCCAAACACUUCAAAGAGUCUUUGAGUAAACAAAGGACUUCGGAUGGGCAAAAAUUCACACGGAAGCAAGAUAUGGAAAUGGAGCCAGAGUCGAUGGAAUCUAAGUCAGUCACGGAUCUUGUCAAGCCGCCUUCGCCAAACAUUACCGUGGUUCGCUGUAGAGUAGAGCCAGACGGAAAGGAGAGCGCUGAUUGGACAUGUGAUAGCAAAGAGGAGACGAACAAACAGACACCCAACCCGAUAGACGUGUGCGGCUGCUCGUCCGUCUACACAAACUGCUUCAACGAUGGCGACACUUUCGACGAAGAGCUGACCGUGUAUGAGUUUUCGUGUCGCAAGCAAAGCAGUGGUCCUCAGUUAAAUUCCAUAGGUCUCCCCCUCAUCACCUCUGCCCCAGUCUCGUUCCUGAGCCCUCCCUCAUUCCCGCGCUCAGUGUUGUCAUCGUCUGCGUCCGAGCUCAGCCCGCUACUCUCGCCGCUGUCCGAUGACUGCUCACACACUCAGUCGCAGAAGGAGACCCUGCCGCGUUUGGGGAAGCAGCAGUAUCCGGGCCCCCCCUCUGGCUUUCAGCUGCUCAAAGUCGACGUGAACAAGCUGCUCACUGUCAUGGAAAGUACCAACAGCACCCAGACAGAGGGUCAGAGAGGGCAGCACCCACGGGACAUCUGCCCAGCGCAUUUCACCGAGAACAAGAGGGUGCUGCAGAUUGAGGCGCGGCGGCUGAUGGCGGGGUGCUACAGGGUUGUAGGGAUCGAGCAGAGUCCAGAGGAAAUGUUCUGCUCUUUAGUGGAGUGUUUUCACAUCCUGGUGGGACUAUCCUCUCUCGUGCUCUGGUUCUCCAGCUGUGAGCGGUGCGAGAGGAGGAACUCAGAGGCCGUCUCCGGGCUGGUGGAUGUGGCGCGAUCUUUUAGAGACUUUUGUGUCGCUGCUGAAAGAGCCAGCAGCAAACGUAGCUGUCAGGACCUCAGCACCAAACUGUUGGCCAAACAGUGUACAGCUCUGAACGCCUCGGUCUUCUGCCUCACACAGUUGUUCCGCACACUCACGGCGCUGUAG